Mesorhabditis belari is the source of this 1011-nucleotide messenger RNA. The record is from the annotation of a GenBank genome assembly. Lineage: Eukaryota; Metazoa; Nematoda; Chromadorea; Rhabditida; Rhabditidae.
AUGCGGUUACUUCUCGUUUUGUUCGCUUUUUUCUUUUGUGAACUCUUCGCUGAGUUGAACGGGCCGUUAACACAAGAUUUCCAGAAUUGGUUGAACAGCAAUAACUAUGUGAGCGACGAUUUCCCUCGUCAAGACUACAAAACGAAGGGAAGCUUUGGAGGAAAAAGUGCACAGAAUCCGGCGAGCACGAAAACCCCAGUGAUUUUCAUCCACGGGAACUCGGACUCAGCGUUGCACUCAAGUAAAACAGCCACUGGAUGGGACAAUACGAUCUCUCUUUUCCUCUCAAAAGGCUACACAGAAGCCGACCUCUAUGCGACUUCUUGGGGUGACACGAAUGCUUUGAAUGCUAAUGGACGCACUCACAACUGUUCGAAUGUUCUCCGUUUGAGGCGAUUUGUUGAAGCCGUCCUUAAGUACACUGGCGCACCAAAGGUCUCUUUCAUCACCCAUUCAAUGGGAGUGACUCUUGGAAGAAAAUUGAUUAAAGGAGGACCGAUCUCAGCAAGUGAUGGAAAUUGUGAUGUCGGAGCUGCAUUGACGAAAAACGUAGACGUUUACGUUGGAUUGUCUGGAGCGAAUUAUGGCCUUUGUACUUGUGAAGCAUCGGGCGCUCUCUAUCCAACUUGUAACAAAGAUGAUGGUUUAUGGCCUGGCGACUCGUGCGGUUUCAAUCUCUACGUUUGUGGCGAGAGUCCACUUUUGUAUCCAUGCAGUGGACCCACUUAUUCAAAGUUCCUCACCGCGUUGAACACUGACUCGACUCGCGAGGGAGCUUAUGUGUUCAGUGCAUGGAGUUUUGCGGAUGAUCUUAUUUUGUUUGGAGAUAUGGUUUGGGGUCGUCCAACAAGCUUGAUCCCAAGAUCUGAUGAUCACAAGACCUAUCUGACUUAUGGUCACAUGGCAACAAAAGAGGAAACGGCUGAUGAUCAAUAUGAAAUGGUUGUCAACAAGAAAAUCCCUCAAGAAACGCACUCACCCGGGCCACGAUCGAAAUUCCGACCGUCUGCU